This is a messenger RNA of Neltuma alba, 732 nucleotides long. RefSeq lists its product as uncharacterized. The transcript has 3 exons. Bases 208 to 732 code for a protein of 174 amino acids. The record is from RefSeq and is a predicted model, not a curated record. Lineage: Eukaryota; Viridiplantae; Streptophyta; Magnoliopsida; Fabales; Fabaceae.
UGAAUGCAAUUACAUUGAGAAGCGGUAAGGAAAUUGGUGCUAAGACAGUGCAAUUCAAAGAUGAUGAAGAGGGUGAAGAACCGGUUGAUGAAGAGAUAGAAGUUGAGUCUCCUCCUUCUAAAACCACUCAAGACAUUCCCAAGGCCACUCAAGAGACCUCCAUUCAAUCCAAAGAGCCAAUAGAGAAAGGAUCAUCCUCCAAAGGUGAUGAGGUCAUCCAAGAAUGGCACUGAGUUGGGAAGUGGAGGACAUACACAUCAUGAUGAGCUUAUAUCUCCUUCCCCAAGCCAUAUGGACAUGCCACUUGCAUUGAAUGCACUUGACAUAAAAGAAUUAGUUCCUUCUGUUGUGCAACCUCCUGAUUUAGAACUGAAACCCCUCCCCUCUAAUUUGAAAUAUGUCUUUCUUGCUGCUGAUUCUAAAUUGCCUGUUAUUAUUUCCAGUUCUUUGAGUAGUUCUGAAGAAGAAAGACUUGAUUUCUAUCAUGCAGCGGUUCGAUACCUAUUUAAGAAGCCUCAGUCUAAACCUAGACUGCUGAGAUGGGCUUUGCUGCUACAGGAGUUUGAUAUCGAGAUUAGAGAUCGAGCCGGAGCGGAGAAUCAUGUAGCUGACCACCUUAGUCGGUUACCUGAAGGCACACAGGGAGUUGACUCUUCUGAUCUUGUUAUUGACUCAUUUCCUGAUUCUGCACUUUUGCCUUGGCUGUUCAUGAGCCUUGGUACUCUAAUAUAG